UCAUGUACGAUCCACAUGCCUCGUGUUCUAGAGCGUAGAUAAAGAACAUUAAUGGUCGUUGGCAGUACAGUGUUAAGCGAUUUGAUACAAUCACUGCAAACUGCCAUUCUGAUCAUUUUAAAAGGUUUUUAAUAUGUUUUCAUUUUGGAAAUGACAUAAUCAGUCAUUACGGAAUGACGUUCAGAAAACACGAUGCUUAAUAUGAUUUCCUCGACUAUAAGUUACUUCGGGAAUACCUUCAUUGUUUCGCUAUUAAUUCAAGCCGAGGGCUUGCUAUAGUGUCGCGAUUAUGGCUGCUAGUUUCCAGAGAAAGUCUUCCUGCGUUUCUGAGAUGGAAAGACCAAGCUCGAGCGCCGGUAGGAGAGGACCCAGACGAAGUGUGGCUGGAUAUGAGCACAUUGAACAAACUCAACAGCUCAUGACGUCAAUCAUUCAUGAACUGGUGCAAGCUGGUGACAUAGCUGCUCUUCGAGAAGAACUACGAAGAGAUCAARRUCUGAUCGAGUGUCUAAAUGGCGAAGGUAUGACACCGUUGUUUGUUGCUGUUAGUAUGGGAAAUCUAGAAUUGGUGCAGUUUUUAGCUACUUCAGGGGCGAAAUUAGAYUCUAAAGAUAACCUUGGAAGGACUCCGAUAGCAYUGGCAUCUUAUCAGGGGUGGAACGACGGUGUGUACUACCUUCUAGCGUUAGGAGCAAAUCAAACGAUGGUAGAUAACUGUGGAAGACUUCCUCUACACGCMGCUACUUAUUACAGCAAUCAACGAACUGUUCAAAUUCUUCUCAAGCAGCUUCCUAUUGAGUAUGUUAACACGCAAGAUUGCGAGGGCAUGACUGCUUUUCAUUGGGCUGCUUUCCAUGGUCGAGCUGAUUUAGUUGCACUUUUAGUUGAAAAUGGAGCCGAGCUAAUAGCACGAGAUAAUGAAGGGAAAACUCCAUUACAUUGGGCAGCACAGAAUGGUAGUGUGGACUGUUGCCGGGCUAUAUUAAACACAGUUGCUGGACAACAUCUUCUCAAUGGAAAAGACUUCUCUGGGAAAACCCCUAUACAUUUUGCUGCCGCAGCUGGUCACGUUGAUGCUUUACAAGAACUAAUUACAGAAAAGUUCGCUAACAUUGGUCUUGGAGAUGCUGAAGAUAGAACACCUUUACACUGGGCAGCGGCUACUGGACAUGCGCUGUGUGCUUUGGUACUUCUUCGUGCUGGUGCAGAUAAAGACUGUGUGGAUAAAGAUGGAGCAUCACCCCUCAUGUACGCACAACAAAGGGGACAUAAAUUAUGCUCUGAAUUGAUCUUCAAUCACGAUCCCGAAAACCCCCUCAACACGAGGCUAGCAGAUAAUAUAGUUGAAACUUCAAAACCAAGUACACCUCCUGAAAUCCACAUUGAUACUUCGCCUGGCAGCUUUUCCAUGAAUGGUAAAGUCAGUAGAAAUUCAAGUAGAAAUUCAAGUACCACAAAAUUAAGAGAUAUUGAAAAGACGGAUGAUAAUGAUAACGAAGUUCAGGAGAUAUUUAGUCAAAAUGUUGAAGAGGUACUUGUGGAAGUAAAUAAUACCAAUACCGAGAACAGUGAAAGUGAAAACCAACAAGGCGAAGGACGCAUCUCAUCCCUASUGUGUGAUUUACGUAAGCCUAGUCCAAGUGGCAGCACAUCCGCAUCGCCAUGGCUGCUUUUCAACACGAUGAAUGGUCACCAUAAUGACGGAGACAACUCGGGAUUUAGCAGUGACGAUGAGUUCAGAUAUCCACCGCAAAUGGUCCUAACACCGAUCCCAGGGACAUCCCCAAUUCACAUUGAAGAUAACGAUCACGACAGCUUUGAAAACCGCCCACCUAUUCCUCUUUCAAGAUUUAGUUUUGAAGAAAACAUACACGCACCAUUCCUGAAACCUCCAUCAACGGCUGCCGUUUUGGCGCCACUACGACCAAAAAGAGUUCCCGAGCACCUUCGUCUAGACGUCGGAUACUCUUCGUCAACCGCGAAAACAUUCGAAUUUAAACCAGUGACGUCACCAGCUUCAGAACCAACACUUGCACCUUUGAAAAUCUCUAAAGUAAAACAACAACCACAACCCAUCAAGCAACAAGGCCUACCUCUAAUGCAACAACCGAUACCCAAUCGACAACUAGUAGCAUCGCCAACGAAGACAGCGCGAAGUGGUGGAUCGGCGCAAAAUCGAGAAGGGGGUUCGGACUCGGAUUUUUCUCGAUUCUGGGCUCGUAAAAAGAAACAGGAGCCAGUAAUGAAGCCUUCAUCAUCAAGUUCCAGGUGUAAACAAAUGAAUCGCUCCCUGUCUAUCCCUGAGGAGACACGGUCAGGAUCAGGCAGCAAGGGCGCAUCUGGAUUUACAUACGGCGGAUCAGAUCUCAAACAAUUUGAUUCGGACUCAGAGUUCUCAAGAAAACUAAAAGAUAAACAGCCGUUAUCAGGUGGACAAAUCCUACCAGCGAUAUCCAAUGAUAAACCUAGUAAAAUAUCACAAGGACAGGGAUCGUUUAGAGAUCAUAUCGGUAAGAAACCUAUUGGSAAGCCUACAGUUAGGUAGAUUAUACUGAGCGUCGCGGACUUAGUGAUAUUUCAGCUGGUAGACAAUCUGGGAAUUCGUUCAGGGGUAGACCAUUCGAUAAAUCCAGGAAUAAUUGAAGRAAUUGUAUCUGUGGAUUUGUUUUUUCGGGAACAUUUGAGCAGGUGAAAUUAUCGAAUGGUCUACCCCUUAUGUCWUGUUUGUCCAGCCCCCAAGGCGGAAAUCGGUCGCACCGAUGUAUUCUCAUACUUUUCACGAGAACUUUCCUCCACUUAACUUAUUUUCCUUAUUUGUUUGUUUUGCAGCRAGGUUUAGAAGAUCGGUAAAGAAGAAACAGAAAAAUAAAAGUGCAAACAAUACUACAGACAGCUUUGAUGACGGAUACGAGGAAAAUUCUCGACCGGCAAAACCCAAAGAAAAGAAGAAAAUAAGAAAAGUUAUGAGUUGGAAUACUUAAGGUGAUUUAGAUCUCAGAUAUCACUACUAGGAAUUCUUAACUCAUCGGUGUCGAACAGCUCAGCAGAAAUAUAAAUGAGCCUGCUCAGAGAAGAGUUGGGGCCAGCGGCAGUGUAAGUGCGAGACAUAGAUCGUUUGUUUAUUAAGGACAAAGCUUUCAAUCUAGAGAAUAUCAUUUGCUUCGCAUGUAGCGCAACUUAGAGAAUAACUUGCCAUGCUGUUUGACUAGAAAGAUCAAUUUCCACUUCAUGGAUUAUUUCAUUCAAGUAUUGCUAAAUUGGACCGGUUUUACGAAGGCUGGAUAAAGUUAUCCACUCAUAGAAUUUGUGUGGAAUUUAUCCGCUGAAUAAGGAUUGAAUACGGUGGAUAGCGCUAUUUCUCCCUUCAUAAAACCGGCCCCAGAUGAAUGUAGCCAAAAUCGUKUCUAAUGCUUUUUGGCAGAUUGAAACUACAUGUGAGUCGAUCGAUAUAAAUGGAAAGUUGAAAGGCGCGCGCAAAAUGGAGAAGCCAAAAAGAAGAAAGAAAGAAAAGGAAAGGAAAGGAAAGAAAGAUUGCUGAGGGAAAAAUGAAUGUUGUGUGGUUUAAAAUGCAGAUAUACAUAUAUUGUAUUUAUGUCCAUUGGAUAUAAGCAAUAGUGUACUCUGAUUGGUUACUCUGCUCUAAGUCAGCUCAUAUAUGGCGACUAGAAACAAAAUGGUGUAAUGGUAAAACACUUCUGUUGUUCAGUAAAAACAAAAUGAGAUUAUUAUCCUAUAUAUAAUUCAKUGGAAGUAGAUACACUAAAGAAUCGUAUCACUAGCAGUCGUCUUUAUUCUGGCAGAGGCUGGAGUAGACUAACUAUCCUGACGAGAUCUAGCGUGCGUAAGUUUGAACCGGAUUAUACGCAGGCUAGACGAGAUUAAGAAUGUAUGAUAAUUAUUAAAUAGAGAGUGAAAGAGAGAGAUGGGGUCUGAUCGAAAAGUGUGCAAACCUUGACUUUUCUUGGUAUUUGUACGGCAGAAAUGUUUGGCAAGUCUGGCUUUCUUGCCUUUUGUAAAUUCUGCUUUCAUGACAAGUAUUGCUUUCCUGGUGUUAGUUGCCUAUGGGCAAGACAAGGAUAAUGAUAAUCUUUAGUUACUGAGCGGAAGAGAGAACGAUGCUGAUAGUGUGCAGCCUAAAAUUGUACUAUAGCUUUGUCAAGACAACAAGUCAUCCAAAAUGACAAGCAACUUUUUAAUUUUAAAACUUGUUUUGGUACAUAUUAGACAGAAAGUUCAUAUCUAGACCGGUACUCGGGUCCUAAGUCCUGUUUUCGAUACAAAUUUAUCGCUUUCUUGUCUAUGCCGCUGCCUUGCUCAGUUAUAGACAUACAAACACCAAUGCUGGUGCGCGAGAUUGAACUCAGAAAUUAAUGGCUUUGAGAGGGGGUCAGGUGAGGUUGAAGCCAGCAGAAAUUUGUAGAGCUCUCCUCCAGAUCCGUCACUGAAAAGCCCUAUAAUUCCGAGGAUUAUCAUGAGAAUGUGCUCAAUCGCGCAGUUUAUGGGCCUUACCUCGGGGCCUUCUGACAGUCGAGCAAGCGAUUAAUCUUUGCUAUUCUUAAACGUAUGCAUUAGAAGUUAAUAAGUCUAAAAAUAAUAAACGAUAAGAAAAUGAAUAAAAAUGAAGAACAAUAAACUUCAGGUGUUGUAAUAAAAGAUUUGUUAUGAUAAA
Messenger RNA from Exaiptasia diaphana, 4669 nucleotides. RefSeq names its product ankyrin repeat domain-containing protein 55. The coding region runs from base 290 to 2545 and encodes 751 amino acids. Gene Ontology annotation, molecular function: protein binding. The transcript has 16 exons. NCBI's taxonomy places the organism in Eukaryota, Metazoa, Cnidaria, Anthozoa, Actiniaria, Aiptasiidae. The record is from RefSeq and is a predicted model, not a curated record.